Messenger RNA from Pneumocystis carinii B80, 2466 nucleotides. RefSeq names its product translation elongation factor G. The coding region runs from base 1 to 2466 and encodes 821 amino acids. Gene Ontology annotation, molecular function: GTP binding; GTPase activity. Gene Ontology annotation, biological process: ribosome disassembly; mitochondrial translation. Gene Ontology annotation, cellular component: mitochondrion. The transcript is spliced from 4 exons. The record is from RefSeq and is a predicted model, not a curated record. NCBI's taxonomy places the organism in Eukaryota, Fungi, Ascomycota, Pneumocystomycetes, Pneumocystales, Pneumocystaceae.
AUGUUUAAGGUUAUUAUUGAAGCCUGGCGCUUUUUUCCGGUAAAAUUUGAUGGAAUUUUGAAUAAAUUAGCCAGAAUGAUUGGUAAUUUAUCAUUUGCCAAGAUCCGGGUCUAUAAGGGACUAUUGAAGGCAUUUAUGAGGACGCGUCUUCGUAAGGAAUGCUGUAGAUACUCAACAGCGUCUAAGAUUCAUAAUAUUGGUGUUUUGGCACAUGUGGAUGCAGGGAAGACGACGACAGUAGAAAGAAUGCUUUUUUAUAGUGGAUGUACGAGUAGUCUUGGCGAUGUUGAUAAAGGAUCAGCAGUUAUGGAUUAUCUUCCGAUGGAGAGGGAAAGAGGGAUUACUAUUAAAUCGGCAGCGAUAUGGUUUAUGUGGAAUGGACAUAGGAUUAAUUUUAUUGAUACGCCAGGUCAUGCAGAUUUUGUGUUUGAAGUGGAACGGGCUCUUUCAGUUAUGAAUGGAGCAGUUGUUUUACUGGAUGCGAUUUCUGGUAUAGAAGCGCAAACAGUUCAUGUUUGGAGACGAGCAAGUCGAUGGAAGCUUCCUAGAAUUAUUUUUAUUAAUAAAAUGGAUCGACCAGAUGUUGAUCCAGCUAAAAUCUUUACGCAAGUUCAGCGUCAAUUCGGUGUUCGUUUAGUUCCAAUGCAAGUUCCGAUUUUUGAUAAUGGUUCUGGAGCAAAUGACAGGUUUUGUGGACUCAUUGAUAUUAUAAGUAUGGAAGCGUUUUUAUGGCACCCAAAUAGCGAUGGUACUGUAUAUACGCGACAGCCACUGGAGGCUAUUCCUAAUAAAAAACAAUUAAAACAAGCAGCCGAUGCACGAAUUCAUCUUGUAGAAACAUUAACAGAAGUUGAUGAAGCUUUAAUUGAUGCAUUUCUUAAUUCUGGCUCCAAUUCAUUACAUAUUGAUUCAAAUAUUUUAGGCCAGGCUGUUCGUCGGGCAACAUUGUCGAACUUUCUGAUCCCUGUUUUUUAUGGUUCUUCGCUUAAAAAUAUUGGUAUUCAAUUACUUCUUGAUGCGAUGGUAACGUAUUUACCAUCAUCUGAAGAGCGUUCAAAUGGUAAAAGUCUCAAUUUCAUAUCAACAAAUUACUUAGAAUUGUUAGAAACUCUAUCCUUUAUUAAAGAUGCCUCUAAAAACCUUCAUAAAACAGAAAAUCAGUCAGAAGAUGCACCUAUAAAAUACAGGAAUAUUUCAUUGAUGCUAAACUCUUUAGCUAGUUCUCUGAAAAGAAAGGACAUUUCUGUAUUUGCUAUUGUUUUUAAGGUGAUAGUUAACCGAGGUAUUAGAUAUGUUUAUGUCGCAGUGCAUCAAGGAUGUCUUCAGAAAGGACAAUGGUUGCGACUUCUACGGGGAGGUCGUGUACGAGUUGAAAAAUUACGAGAGUGUAUUGGUGGAGAAGCUGUUUUGGGUUCAGAUUCUAUUCAUCCUCGUUCAUUUUCUGGAAUUGGAGCAAAUAAUACAGGCUCACCAAUUAAUCGAAUUGAUCAAGGAAAUUGGGGCAUAAUGAUUAGUAAUGAUAGAAUUCGUACAGGCGAUAUAUUUGUGGAUGAUUCCGAUAUUAAUAUGUCAAUGGAUCAUACAGCAGAUGUGAAGAUUCAAACUAUAUUUGAUGGUUUAAUUGAUAGUAAAACUAGUGGCAAUGCUUAUUUAUCUCUAGAAUUACCUUCUCCAGUGGUUUCUAUAGCUCUUGAACCAAUUGGUGCAGAGGCAACCCGAUCUUUACCCCAGGUGCUUUCAUGGCUUUUGGAUGAAGAUCCAAGUUUGCGAGUUGAUGAUAACCAAGGACAGAUCCUAUUAAGCGGGAUCGGCGAACUUCAUAUUGCAGCAGCAUGUGAUCGUUUAACUAACCACUUUCGUCUUAAUAUUCGUACAGGAAGUGUUCAGAUUCAACGCCGGGAAAAGAUUUUAAAUGAAGUAGUGGGUCAACAAACAUACCAUGCUACUAUGCAUAAAGAAAUCCCUGUAGAUGUAGUGGUUCGUCUAAAACCUGUUGAUAAUCCCGGAAAACUCAAUGGCAUUGACAAUGAAAUUAUCAUUGACGAAUGUGUUACGAAUGAAUACAAAUAUUUAGGCAUUGAAAAGGUUGAACACGCAUGCACUGCUGGUGUUCUGGCAGGCUUGCAAUCUGGACCUAUUAAACAACUCCCUAUAAGUGGAGCUAAAGUAACAGUAGAAUCAAUCAAUACAUAUGGGAUCACUGUUACACCUUCAAUCUUGGGCGCAGCCGUCCGUUUUGCUGUUCUUCAUGUAAUCACCACUCUUCCUAGUCAAUUCGUUUCUAUCGUCGAACCAAUUAUGUAUGUCGUCAUCACAUUACCUCGCAACGAAGACAUAGGAAACGUAAUAAAAGAUCUCACAGGCUUACGUCAGGGAAAAUUAAUCUCUAUAAACAACUAUUCUACAGACUAUCAUGUUCUUAUUGCAUAUAUCCCCCUCAAACAUAUGCUACAAUACACUACGUAA